Molecule: messenger RNA, 1426 nt
Organism: Hordeum vulgare subsp. vulgare (domesticated barley)
Lineage: Eukaryota; Viridiplantae; Streptophyta; Magnoliopsida; Poales; Poaceae
Product: putative pentatricopeptide repeat-containing protein At1g53330
Exons: 1
Coding region: 16-1383 (455 amino acids)
Molecular function (GO): protein binding
Source: RefSeq, a predicted model, not a curated record
ACACCGAACGCCGCCAUGGCCGGCACAAGGUUCUCGUCCUACCACCUCGCCGCGGCGCUCCGCCGCGAGCGGGACCCCUCCGCGGCGCUCCGCCUCUUCCUCAGCCCGCCGGGCGCCGCCGCAACCCCGUUCCGCUACUCCCUUCGCUGCUACGACCUCAUCAUCUCCAAGCUCGCCGCCGCGCGCCAGUUCCCGGCCAUGGAGUCCCUCCUCUCCAGCCUCCGCGCCUCCCCCCUCCAGCCACGCGAGCCCCUGCUCCGCUGCGUCGUAUCCGCCUACGGCCGCGCCCGCCUCCCCGCCGCCGCCCGCCGCGCCUUCGCCCACCCCGCCUUCCCCGGCCCCCGCACCGCCCGCGCCCUCAACGUUCUCCUGCACGCCCUUGCCGUCUGCGGCGCGCCCCUCGCCGAGCUCCUCUCCGUCUGCCGGGACGCCGCCAUCCCUCCGGACGCGUGCACCUACAACAUCCUCAUGCGCGCGGCGUCUGGUGGCUCCGUCGACCACGCCCGCCUCCUGUUCGACGAAAUGCUGCAACGGCGGAUAGCCCCGACCGUCGUCACGUUUGGCACCUUGGUGGCCGCGUUCUGCGAUCAUGGUCGGCUCGAGGAGGCGUUCGACGUCAAGGACGCCAUGGCUGAGCAGUACAAUGUGAGGCCAAAUGCCCAUGUGUAUGCCAGCUUGAUGAAGGCGCUCUGCCAGAGGGGGGAUGUGGACAAGGCGGUUAGGCUCAAAGAGGAGAUGGCGGCGAGCGCAGAUCUUGGGCCGGAUCCCGCCAUUUACGCGACCUUGGUCAGGGCGUUGUUUAGGGGUGGCCGGAAAGGGGAGGUGGUCGGUUUGCUGGAAGAGAUGAAGCGAAGGGAUGUUCGGGCUGACACAGUGGUGCACAAUGCAAUGAUCGCAGGUUUCUGUGAGGAUGAAGGCGAUUUAGAUGCUGCGUUUGCGGUGCUUGAUGACAUGCGAAACAGAGGGUGCAAGGCAGACGCGGUGAGUUAUAACACCUUGGUUGCUGGGUUGUGCAAGUUGGGGCGAUGGCGGGACGCAAAUGAGUUGGUUGAGGACAUGCCUAGAAGGGGCUGCCCUCCUGACGUGGUCACAUACAGAAUGCUCUUUGAUGGGAUGUGUGUUGCUGGGGCGUUUCAUGAGGCGGAUCAGGUUUUGGAUGAGAUGAUUUUUAAGGGUUUUGCGCCAAGCAAGGACUGUGUGACCAAGUUCAUUCAGGGAAUUGAGAGGGAAGGGAAUGCGGUGUUGCUAGAGUCAGUGUUGUGCCGUCUGGCAAAGGUGAACGCCUUGGAGUCAACUGCAUGGGAGAAAGCUGUUAGCAGUGCGCUGAAUGAUCCUGCAGAGCUUAUGAUAGAAAAACAUCUGGAUAAUUUAAGAUUCACUUAACUGGAUCUCUGGAUACUUGAUUAACAUGGUUGUUUUCCUGAAA